AUGACUUCCAUGAAGCUUGGUACAAAGCCUGAAGCAUUUCAUCGCGAAGGCCAAACUUGGCAAUGCACCUCUGGGCUUCCCAGUGACGUUACCGUUGAGAUCGGAGAAAUGUCCUUUCAUCUACAUAAGUUUCCAUUGUUAUCAAAAAGUGGACUACUGGCAAAGCAAAUCGGGGAACAGCCUAGUGAUGAUGGGUCGGUGCAAGUAUUGCAACUCUGUGACUUGCCUGGUGGAGCUAAAACAUUUGAGCUUAUAGCCAAAUUUUGCUACGGGGUUAAAAUCGAGCUUACAGCUUCGAAUAUAGUUACUGUGAGGUGUGCAGCGGAUUUCCUUCAGAUGAAUGAAGAUAUUGUAGAAGGAAAUCUUGUUUCCCAUGCAGAGGCUUUCCUGAAUGAAAUAUUUGGGAAUUGGACAGACACAUUAGAAGCCCUUGAAACCUGUGAAGAAGUUUUAUCGCAGGCAGAAGAACUUCACAUAGUUUCUAGAUGUGUGAAUUCUCUGGCAAGGAAAGCUUGUGCUGAUCCACAGAUAUUUACUCGGCAAGUUUCACCGCGGAAUGGUAACAAAGAAAAAGAAAACAGAAUAUUAUGGAGUGGAAUAUCAAGAAAGGCGCAGCAAUUGGGUGAUCGUUGGUGGUAUGAAGAUGUGUCGUAUCUAGGUUUGGGUUUCUAUAAAAUGUUUAUCCAAGCGGUGGAAUCAGUAGGCAUGAAGCCUGAGAACAUUGCUGGAUCUCUUGUCGUGUAUGCGAGAAAAUAUAUUCCCCUGAUGAAUAGGCAAUUCAGCUUCAAGGACGCCAACAGCGCUAAACCAGGCAAUAAUGUUUCGACCCCAUCUGAGGCGGAUCAGAGGGGGCUCCUCGAAGAACUUGUGGAGUUACUUCCAUCUCAUAAAGGAGUGGUGCAGACGAAGUUUCUGGUGAGGCUACUUCGCACGGCUAUGCUCUUACAAGCAAGUCCUUCAUGCAGAGAAAAUCUAGAGAAAAGAGUGGGGGCACAAUUGGACCAGGCAUCCUUAGACGAUCUUUUAAUUCCAAGUUUAGGCUACUCAGUAGAGACUUUAUAUGACAUUGACUGCUUUCAAAGGAUUCUCGACUAUUUUUUGUCAACCGAGCAGAUUUCUUCCGCGCCAUAUUCUCCAAGUAUAGUUGAUGAGAAUCAGUUAGUUGAGAGUUCCGAUUCACUGACAGCAAUUACAGUGGUGGCCAAUCUGGUGGAUGGUUAUCUUGCUGAUGUAGCACCAGAUGUUAAUUUCAAAUUAUCAAAGUUUCAGUCACUUGGCUCUGCUGUCCCUGAUUAUGCCAGGCCACUUUCUGAUGGCAUUUACCGCGCAAUUGAUAUAUAUUUGAAGGCGCAUCCUUGGCUAACAGAUAUAGAACGGGAGCAAAUAUGCAGACUCAUGAACUGCCAGAAGCUAUCAUUAGAAGCAAGCACCCAUGCAGCCCAGAAUGAGAGACUGCCACUCCGUGUCAUUGUGCAGGUUCUUUUCUUUGAACAGCUUCGCCUGCGUACAUCGAUUUCAGGGUUGUUCUUCAUCUCAGAAAAUCUGGAAAACCCACAAAAUCUCCGGCAAGUGGGGUGUGCACAAUCUGAUGGUAUGGAUGAAGUGAAGGCACGUGUAUUGGAGCUUGAGAAGGACUGUCAAGGAAUGAAACAAGAACUUCGGAAAGUGGUAAAAAGAAAGAGAAGGUGGAGUUUGUUUGGUAUACUUAAGUAGUGUCAUCCAAAACCAAGUCUCAUCAUGCAGCGCCAAAACUAGAAACAUGAAAAUAGAACUUUUAAAUCUAAAUCAGCAGUUAAUGAUUUAUACAUCUUCUGCGAGUA
Molecule: messenger RNA, 1820 nt
Organism: Daucus carota subsp. sativus
Lineage: Eukaryota; Viridiplantae; Streptophyta; Magnoliopsida; Apiales; Apiaceae
Product: BTB/POZ domain-containing protein At5g03250
Exons: 4
Coding region: 1-1713 (570 amino acids)
Molecular function (GO): protein binding
Source: RefSeq, a predicted model, not a curated record